This is a messenger RNA of Sarcophilus harrisii (Tasmanian devil), 3495 nucleotides long. It is a transcript of the gene DIRAS1, whose product is annotated as DIRAS family GTPase 1. Gene Ontology annotation, molecular function: GTPase activity; GTP binding; GDP binding. NCBI's taxonomy places the organism in Eukaryota, Metazoa, Chordata, Mammalia, Dasyuromorphia, Dasyuridae. The coding region runs from base 375 to 971 and encodes 198 amino acids. The transcript is spliced from 3 exons. Gene Ontology annotation, biological process: signal transduction. Gene Ontology annotation, cellular component: plasma membrane. The record is from RefSeq and is a predicted model, not a curated record.
AAAGAGGGAGAGAGCUAAAGAGAGAAAAGGAGGAGGGAUGCAGCGAGGGAGGGAGGGGAGCUGAGCAGAGCGGGCGGCGAGACUGCAGCGCAGCCGGAGCCAGAGAGGAACAGGAGCCAGAGGAGCUGCAGCCAGGGGAGCAGGGAGCUGAGCGGGGCCCCGGACGAUGCGCUAGCCAAGCCCGAGCCGCUGGAGCCCGAGCCAUCCCGGGAAGCAGCACGAGCCGAGUCCCGAUCAGAGGACCUUUCAAAGAUCAUUAACUGACAGAAGCUUAAAUAAUCCCAUGCAUUAAUUCCUUCAGUGACCUGGGAGAUAGAUAGUUCGCCUGGGCUUUGUGGCCGGUACUCAUCAGGAGCUCACAGCCACUGAAGAAGAUGCCGGAACAGAGCAACGACUACCGGGUGGUGGUGUUUGGGGCAGGCGGAGUGGGCAAGAGUUCCCUGGUCCUCCGGUUUGUGAAGGGCACCUUCCGAGACACCUACAUCCCCACCAUUGAGGACACCUACCGCCAGGUCAUCAGCUGCGACAAAAGCGUGUGCACCCUGCAGAUCACAGACACCACGGGCAGCCACCAGUUCCCGGCCAUGCAGCGCCUGUCCAUCUCCAAGGGCCACGCCUUCAUCCUGGUCUUCUCGGUCACCAGCAAGCAGUCCCUGGAGGAGCUGCGGCCCAUCUACCAGCAGAUCCUGCAGAUCAAAGGCAGCGUGGAGAACAUCCCGGUCAUGCUGGUGGGGAACAAGUGUGAUGAGACGCAGCGGGAGGUGGACACCAAGGAGGGGGAGGCCCUGGCCAAGGAGUGGAAGUGCGCCUUCAUGGAGACCUCUGCCAAAAUGAACUACAAUGUCAAGGAGCUCUUCCAAGAGCUGCUGACCCUGGAGAAGCAUCGCAACAUGAGCCUCAGCAUCGACGGGAAGCGCUCCAGCAAGCAGAAGAGGACAGACAAACUCAAGGGCAAGUGCAGCCUGAUGUGAGGGGUCGCCCCCUCCUCUCCACGGGCCGCCCCUCCCCCGCCCCGCUCUGGGCCUUGCUCCAGAUGGCCCCGUGGCCCCAUUUUGUCUCCUCCUGUCUUCCUGUCAUCUCGAGCUCUCUCUCAUGGAUGGCCUCCUCCUGUCUGUCCUCUCCCUCUGUCCCUCGUUGUCCUUCUCCGUCCUCCUAGCAGCCCAAGUCGGAAGGGCACUCAGAGGUCACCAAGGCCUACCUGUACCCCUUUAAGGCACCCCUCCAGUGGUCAGCAGCUCUUCCUGUCUCUCUCUCCCCUCUCCUCAGUCCCUGUGUUUCUGCAUUAAUUUGUUUUUCUCAGUUUCUCCUCCCUUGGGGUGUGUGUGUGUGUGUGUGUGUGUGUGUGUGUCCAUCUCUCCUCCCCUGAGUCUCUCCAUAGGCCACCCAUUCCUACAUCUGAUCACUGUGACUUGGGGGCUGAAAUGCACAUUGACCUCGCACUUUUACGUCUCUUGUUUGACCAUUGAUGGCCCUCUCCCUCCUCUUCUGCUCCUUGGGCCAGCUAGACUCCCCCUUUCCUCUGGUUCCCCUCCUCCCUUUGAUAUUAGAUGUGAUCGGGAGGCUGGUAGACUGGCUUUCCCUGGCCUUUGAGACAACAGGCAAUAAAGUGAAACCCCUCCAGCUGAGCGAGGCCCUAAGUCUGCCCCAGGCCUCCCCCCAUCCUUCCCUCUCUGACCUUGGUAGAAAUGACCAGUGGCUCCAGGACUGAGGAGAGAGGCUGAGGGGGCUUGUAGGCAGGAGCCAGACACAGUCUACCAGCCCAGCACAAUUCCAGGUCACCGCUGCCGCCCUCUCUUACCUCCCUCAGGUUGUAGGGGACAGUCCUUCUUUCUAGGGAUCUACAGGGUUACUCUAGGUAUGAAUGUGGCUGGCUCUUUGUACACCCCAGGAGGAGGAUGUAGAGAAGGGGAUUACCAUUCCCCCCACCCCAGGAGGGUGGGGAGGUAGGAGCCAUCAGCACAACCCUUCUGCCCAGCCCCCAGCCCAGCCCCUUGAGGGGAAUGAUUUCUGUGAGGGGCUAGGCCAGGCCCCCCCAUCUCAGAGACAGCUGUGUCCCAGGGAAGGCACUUUCAGUGAAUUGGAUCUGAGAGAGGGGGAGUCCUGACCCCCCACAGGAAGAGAAGAGGACAGAAGGAGCAUGAGGAAGACAGACGGGAAGCAUUGGCAGGUGCACGUAUGUGUAACAAAAGCCGUGUUUGUGGCUGGAAGUGUGUGUGUGUAUGUGAGCGUGUGUUUGUGUACAUGCAUAUAUAUGCAUUAGGGUACAUGCGAUCUGGGUGAGUGGGUAUACAGGUAUAUGAGAACAAAUGAGGGGAUGCCUACAUAUGUAUUAGGGUGUGUGGGUGUGAGAGUAACUGUGUGUCUGAGGGUGUCUGUGCAUAGGUGGAGGGGCAGGAACCUGGAGGGAAAGCUGAUAGCUUUGGGGGUCAGCGCUGGAGCCUCACUCUCUCCCCCCCAAGGCCAUUCUAUCCCAUCAGCCCCUGGCAUGCAGCUCCCGAGCUGACCUUGGUUCUUCCUAAGAAGGGGCUGUGGGGUGAGGUGUGGGAAAGGUGAGCAGGUGAGCAAGAGGUUCUCUCUCCUCUGAGGGUGCUGGCCCCUCCAGGGGCUCUGGCACCAUUCCUCAGGGAUCUACCCUGAUAGCACAAUUACCAUCUCCCAGCCAGCCCCAGGGGCUUAGAGGAGGCCGGGGAGUGGGCAGCCAGGCCCUGCCUUGCAGUGGGUGUGUCCACCCACUUCUCUCUACCCAGACCCCCUCCCUACUGUGACCACCUGAGAAAGAACCAAGUAUCUCUUCUCCCAGUUGUCCAGAGCAAAUGGUGUUACCUUGUGUUCUUGCCUCCCUUCCUUUUCCACAUCACUUCCAGGGCCCGAUGUUGAAAUCCCAGGAGAAAAAAGAAAUAGACAGGCCUGUUGGAAAACAGUUCUCCAGGCUUGGCCAGCCUAGGGAAUUCAGCUGAGGGUGACCAGAGAAUGUUAGAGCUGGAAGUUACUUUAAAGACCAUCUGUUUCAAAACCCAUGGGAAACUGAGGCCCAGAGAGAAUAAGGAAGCUGCUUAAAGUCAUCCAGCAAGUUAGGCUUAGAACUGGGAGAGAGGGAGCAUGUCCUUCAGGGCCAACAUGCCAUGUAGCACAUAGAUCCCCUCUACCUGGGUCCUAAGAGAUUGGGACCAAGCCCUCUCAGGCCACACGGGGUCCAGGGCAAGACCAAGACUCUGGGGGUGAACAGAGGCCCCACUUCCCUCCCCAGGCAUGUGGUCUGGGCAAUUCCAUCCUGCCCCGGCUGCUGUGAGGCUAGAAUAUUGUCUGGUGCUCUGGACUGAGGCCUUGGCCCUCCUCUCCCAGCCCUCUGUAAUGCCCCCCUCCCAUGCCCCAGAUGACCUCCCCCAAGCAUGUGGAUACCCCCUUCUCUAGUGCAACCCUUCUUUUUUAAGAGUCCAAUGUAGCCUUCACUCUAGUACUAGUCUUCCUUCAAUAAAGACAUGGCUCCUGCAUCUG